UAUCCGGUACGAGUUCAUCGUCUCCAAGUUUAAUUUCAGCAAAAGUCCCUUUUGUUUAAUUUCGUUGACAUUCAAAGCAAAAUCAAUCAAUCAAUCACUCAUGCCCGACGAUAAAGAAGAAUUGGAAGACUCCUCCUCCUACGUUUGGGACAACGAUACGCAGCUCUACAUCCAUCACAGGAGUGGGUUUUAUCAUGACCCAGUUGCUGGUUGGUACUAUUGUAGCAAGGAUGGUCUUUACUACAAGCAUGAAAACGGCGAAUAUGUUCCCCUGGAACAUGACGAAUCUGUACAUAUUGUCACUUCUGAAGAUGCUCAGGCUGAAGUUUUGUUGAGUGAUCCUGGAGAAACAGAAACUCUUUUAGAGCCAACAGGGUGCUCAAAUGACCAUGAACUUGAACAUCUUCAACGUCCUUCCUCAUGGGUGGAAGAUACACUUAUAGAGCUUUAUUUGGCUGGAAACAGUCGACGUCCUAGCUAUUCUGCGGAGGAUAAUCAGAUGUUGUCAGCUAAUGGAGACGAUGAUGCUGACGAGCUUGAAGAGGGAGAAUGGAUUCCUGAAGAUGAUUUUGAUCCACAGGAAGACUACUUUGAUCAAGAUGCUCCUUCAAGGGAGGAAGAAAUGUGGCUAGCACAAUAUGGUCAAGUCACUCAAUCCCCUGAGAAGACCCUGCCUGAGAUCCCGUCUGUUGACUUGUGGGACUGGAAACUUGUUUGUGAAUCCAGAGAAGCUGACAACGAACAGGUGGCUAGGCUAGUAGGGAGGCUGGUGAGACGGUCCGCCAAUCUUCAUCCAUCUGUGGCUUCUAGUGGCACACUUUUCAAAACUGCGCCGGUUUGUGAAGCACGCCUUCACCUGGUGCGAGUUAGGACAGGUCAAGUCUAUAAACUGCAGAAUCCUAGUCCAAAGUACCUUGCAACCUUGUCAGUAUAUGACGCCUCCAACCCAACAAAAUAUUGGGGAUUCCCUGAUGUUUCAACUACAUGGCAAGAUCCUGCUACAAAACGCAAAGCUAAGAAGGUGAAACCAAAAACUUCGCGCAGACUCAAGGUGAAGGAACCACAUGAAGUCGACAUGAUUGAAGAGGAGAGAAGCUCUGCAUACAGAGAUAGAGCCGCGGAGAGAAGAAAUCUGCAUGGUGGAUAUGGUGUUGGGCCAGGUCAAAAGGGGACAAUGGUAGGCCUUAUUGCCGACGAGCAUGAUACAGGUUCUGAAGAGGAUGCAACAGCAGAAGAAGCAUUGGAGUUAACAUUUGGAUCUGGAAGUUAUGCAAGGAGGAUAAUGGGAAACAUGGGUUGGAAGGAGGGUGAGACGCUGGGGAAGAAUGCAAAAGGCUUGGUUGAACCAAUACAAGCGGUAGGAAACACUGGGAAUGUAGGCCUUGGUUUUCCUCAAAGGAGAAGAAGAGGAUGAGGCUGAUGGUCGAACUUCUCCAAAAAGGUAUGCCGUGACUUGGAAGGAAACCAUAUCAAUGUACCGAAGUGCUGUAAUCCAGUAGGGCUGCCUUUGUAGUAACUUGUUCCACAAGACACAUAACAUUUUUGAGUUUGUAGAUUAACCCAAAAAGGGUUGUAUAGUAUUUAAGCUUGAAAAUAGUAUCUGUCGUCCUCGUUGAUUAGUCUACGAUGACUGGAUCUUUUAUAAGAAAACUGAGUUGAUUAUUUAA
This is a messenger RNA of Brassica napus (rape), 1667 nucleotides long. RefSeq lists its product as uncharacterized. Gene Ontology annotation, biological process: mRNA splicing, via spliceosome. Gene Ontology annotation, molecular function: RNA binding. The record is from RefSeq and is a predicted model, not a curated record. The transcript is spliced from 10 exons. The coding region runs from base 101 to 1414 and encodes 437 amino acids. Gene Ontology annotation, cellular component: nucleus. NCBI's taxonomy places the organism in Eukaryota, Viridiplantae, Streptophyta, Magnoliopsida, Brassicales, Brassicaceae.